GUCGUGCUGUCAGUUUGGGAGCUUCGGCGGAUAUAGCAACAGAGCACAUGAAGCACAACAACAACAACCUUUGACUUUUAACCGUAACAUCUUAAAUGGCGCACUCCAGUGUUCUUACCGGACUGGCUGCGCGGUCUCAACUGUCUGACCGAACUCAAGGUUGACCCAUCCAAAGUGUGCUUGGAGUCAGUCCGAUCAUGGGUGUCUGGCAGCCAGUGACCAACCUUAAAGAUUAUGUAGUCCACAAUCCCCCAGUGGUGACAUUUUUCUUCUGUCUGUUAACUCUGGCCAUCUCCUUCAUCGGCCUGAGCUCCUACAGUUACACUCACACUCUGCCAAACCCAGACGUAGCAAAGGACUGGAACUGUCUACUUUCCUCCUUAUCACAGUUAAAACUGUGUAGAAAAUCUGAAGCAAAUUUAUUUGAGCUGGCCACACCUGUUCCCUCUCACCUGAUGGAGCAGGAAAACAACAUAAAGGCAACCUCUACACAAACCUCUUCAUCAGUAACAACGUUCCAGCUCCAGGUUCAUCUGAAUUUGACCUCCAGCCCAGCCGGUGGCUCAGUGGAUGGUGGUCUGUACUCUACACUGAAAGCCAGUCAGUUAAAUCUUGGAGCCAAUGAGAUUGUGAAUGUGACUCUUGAGUUCCUGUCUGGAAAUAGUGCCCACACCUGCCUCACCAUUAGUGCCCCAACACACCUCCUGCCCCAGAGCCUGCUUCCUCCAAAGUGUCCUGCAUUUGAGCGAAACAAUCCACCUGUCCACGUGGAAGUGAGCAACCAGCUGCUUUCAGCAUCACAAACCUGUUACAGUUUACACUAUGACAACGACCCCGCACUCACAGUCAUGUUAACACAGAGGGAGCGGAGUGUGGCGGCGCGUCAUCAGUUGGAAGUCAGUGUCUUUCUGCUCGGAGUGUGUUUUAUACUCUUUUUAGCCGCCAGUGUGACACAUUGGCUCACACGCUGUUCCCACUUGAACGGACUGGAUCUGAAACAUGACCCACUGAUUGACACCUGAACAUCUCACUUCCUCUUCAUCCAGAGGAGAUCAGUUGGUUGCUGCUUUUAAAGUAUUCGACUUUGUGAAGGUGCAAACUAAAUUAGUGGACUGUCGCUGUUUUAGGAAACUGACAUUUUGACCAAAAUGUCCAGUUGAAGUAUAUUUUACAUAUGAAUCACAGUGUCAUGAAAACAACUGUGGGUUUAAAUAGUGCCUUCACUGUUAAUUGUCAUAGUCAUUCCAUAGUGUAUUAGGUCCAGUGCAGAAAAUGGUUACAUUCAACCAAAAAUGUAUUAUUGUUUUAAAAUGAAUGUGGUGGUAUAUGGUAUGACUAUGAGCAGGAUUCCGAACAUACUGUUUUACCUCUGUAAUUUACAUGUUACACUUUCUGUUGUGAAUGUGAUGGAGGUGUGUCUUUUUUGCAAGUAACAACACUACUAUCUGGUACUGGUAAUAAUAAACCAUUGCAUUUACUCA
Messenger RNA from Solea solea (common sole), 1481 nucleotides. RefSeq lists its product as uncharacterized. The record is from RefSeq and is a predicted model, not a curated record. NCBI's taxonomy places the organism in Eukaryota, Metazoa, Chordata, Actinopteri, Pleuronectiformes, Soleidae. The coding region runs from base 198 to 1022 and encodes 274 amino acids. The transcript is spliced from 7 exons.